Molecule: messenger RNA, 3120 nt
Organism: Aspergillus caelatus
Lineage: Eukaryota; Fungi; Ascomycota; Eurotiomycetes; Eurotiales; Aspergillaceae
Product: major facilitator superfamily domain-containing protein
Exons: 4
Coding region: 1-3120 (1039 amino acids)
Biological process (GO): transmembrane transport
Cellular component (GO): membrane
Molecular function (GO): FAD binding; transmembrane transporter activity
Source: RefSeq, a predicted model, not a curated record
AUGAUGGAGUCUGAUAAGAACGGUGCCACAUCCUCUCCGUCCACGUCGAGAUCCGACAUCAGCCGUGAUGAGCUGAAUGGGAAACUGUCAAAGUGUCCCAAUGAUGAUCCCGAAGCACUGACACACACUGAGACUACUCUGUCCGCCGUGGUACCGCCAAAGGAGCCAUGGCGGGAGAUGCUCUUCGUAGUGGUGGUCUGCAUGGCUCAAUUCAUGACGCAAGCGGGUCUGUGCAUCUCGAUUGCCCCGGUGUAUAUUAUUGGCAAGAGCUUCCAGACAUCCAUGCCGGGCGAAUUGAGCUGGUUUGCGGCGGCCUACAGUCUGACGGUCGGCACUUUUAUCUUAGUCUGCGGUCGGCUCGGCGACGUCUUCGGUCAUCGGUUGAUGUUCAUUAUCGGUUUCGCUUGGUUCGGUCUGUGGUCUUUGCUGGCGGGCUUCAGUGUCUGGUCGAAUCAAAUCUUCUUUGACUGCUGUCGCGCAUUUCAAGGAAUGGGGCCCGCCAUGUUACUCCCGAAUGCGAUCGCCAUCCUCGGGCGCGCAUACCCACCGGGUUUGCGCAAAGAGAUGAUCUUUAGCUUCUUUGGGGCCACCGCGCCGAGCGGGUUUAUCGUCGGGGGCGUGUUCUCCUCGAUCUUGGCACAAAUGGUGUGGUGGCCGUGGGCAUACUGGGUCCAGGGCAUGGUGUGCCUGGCCUUUGCUGUGCUGGGUGUUUUGGUCAUUCCGCACACGCCGCGACCUCAUUUCCAGAAGGACCUUCCGCUUUGGGCGCGACUAGAUCUGCUAGGAGCAGCGGCCGGUAUCAUCGCCCUCAUACUGAUCAAUUUUGCAUGGAACCAGGCAGCGUUGGUCGGAUGGACCACACCGUACACCUACGUGCUGCUCAUCGUUGGCGUUAUCAUCUUUGGCGGCUUUCUGUGGAUCGAACGCAUUGCCAGAUGCCCACUGCUGCCAAGCUCAGUCUUAACCGGUGACCUGGCAUGGGUGCUGGGAUGUAUCGCUGCCGGGUGGUCCAGCUUUGGCAUCAUUAUCUACUACUUUUACCAGUUUAUGGAGGAGAUUAAGGGUGACACUCCGUUGUUAGCCACAGCCAAAUGGGUCGCUGCGGCUCCAUCUGGUGCCAUAGCGGCUCUGCUGACAGGAUUCCUGCUCGGCCGACUGCCCCCCAGUGUCAUUAUGUUUUGCGCGAUGGUCUUCUUUACGGCCGGUCUGUCAGUCUUUGCAACGGUUCCCCUGGAUCAGACCUACUGGGCUCAGGCGUUCGUAGCCAGUCUUAUCACGUCAUGGGGCAUGGAUAUGUCCUUCCCAUCCGGCACGCUCAUCCUCAGCAAUUCCAUGCCCCACCACCAUCAAGGCCUCGCUGCAUCACUCGUCACUACCACAGUAAACUACUCCAUCUCUCUGGGACUGGGAUUUGCCGGGACUGUGGAGUCGAAUGUGAACAAUGGUGGACGCAAUGUCCUCCGGGGCUACCGAGGAGCUCUCUACCUGGGUAUUGGCUUUGCGGGGUUGGGUUUAGUGGUGUCGAUCCUGUUUAUGCACCCGCAUUCCAAAGAUCGCACCAUGGAAGCUCACAAUAUAGCUGUCGCCACCAUCGCGGCCCAAGCCCACCAAUUCCAUAAACACCAACAACCCUUCCGCAUUUACCAUGGCUCCACGAACAGCACGCGACAAUCGCAACACAGCGCAGCCAACACCAUCAACACCGCGCAUUUGAACCAUGUCCUGGCCGUGGACACAGACCGCAAGACUAUCCUAGUUGAGCCUAACGUCCCCAUGGACGAACUCGUUAAGGCCACCCUACCUCAUGGGCUCAUCCCUCUGGUCGUCAUGGAAUUCCCUGGCAUCACCGCAGGCGGCGGCUUCUCCGGAACGUCCGGCGAGAGCAGCUCCUUUCGACACGGAUUCUUUGAUGCGACCGUGAACCGGAUCGAGGUCGUCCUAGCCAACGGCGACAUCCGCACAGCGUCGCAAAAUGUACCCGACGAGCAAGAACUCUUCUGGGCGGCGGCCUCGUCCUUCGGAACCCUCGGCGUCGUAACCAUGCUCGAGAUCCAAUGUCGCGAAGCAAAACCCUACGUCGAACUAACCUACCACUCUACCUCAAGCAUGUCCCAAGCGAUGACAGUCUUCCGCGAGACCACCGCACACCCCGAAACCGACUACCUGGAUGGCAUCAUCUAUGCCCCGGACCACAUCGUCGUCUGCGCCGGUCGCCUGGUCGACUUGCCCUCAAACCAAACCCCCAUCCAACGCUUCAUACGCGCCCAAGACCCCUGGUUCUACAUCCACGCGCAGCGCCAAACCCGAAAAAUCCACCGUCCGAAUGCCGAACCCCCCGCCUCGAUCACCCACUACGUCCCCAUCCAAGAUUACCUCUUCCGGUACGAUCGCGGCGCAUUCUGGACGGGUCGCUACGCCUUCAGCUACUUCAUCACACCGUUCAAUCGCAUCACCCGGUAUAUCCUGGAUACCUUUAUGCACACCCGAGUCAUGUAUCACGCCUUACACGAGAGCGGGCUUUCAAAACAACACAUCAUCCAAGAUGUGGCGGUGCCGUACAAAGCUACGGGGGAGUUUCUCACUUGGCUCGAUGACAAGGAAACCUUCGGCGCGUAUCCGAUCUGGUUGUGUCCCCUGCAUCAUUCGCAGGGAAUUAUGGCUCGCGGCGGCGAGGCAGGCCCGCAUCAAUCUCAGAAGGAAGAGGACCCCGAUGAUGACGGUGACUGUCUGAUGAACUUUGGAUUGUGGGCGCCGUCGCCCCACGCGUCGGAUACCGGGGCGUUCAUUGCGCAGAAUCGGCGCCUGGAGAACAAGGUCAGGGAGUUGGGCGGGAAGAAGUGGCUGUACGCCCAUGCCUACUAUACAGAGGAGGAGUUUUGGUCGAUCUAUGAUCGUAAACGCUAUGAUGCGUUGCGGGAGAAAUAUCAUGCCACGCAUUUGCCAGAUUUAUAUCAGAAGGUGCGCGUUAAUUUAAGUCCCAUGGGGCAUGGGGCCCCCGAGGGAUGGGUCGGUUGGGCGAAGAGGAUGGUGUGGGAGACGUGGCCGGUAUGCGGGUUAUACGGUGUAUAUAAGGCUUGGAGAGGAGGUGACUACUAUCUGAUCAAGAGCAAGAAAGACUGA